Caenorhabditis remanei is the source of this 903-nucleotide messenger RNA. RefSeq lists its product as uncharacterized. NCBI's taxonomy places the organism in Eukaryota, Metazoa, Nematoda, Chromadorea, Rhabditida, Rhabditidae. The transcript has 9 exons. The record is from RefSeq and is a predicted model, not a curated record. Bases 1 to 903 code for a protein of 300 amino acids.
AUGGAAACCUCAGAAAACACGAACCCCAUUGAAUACAAUGUGGUUUACAUUGCUAUCAUACUAUUGAUGGCACUAAUCGGUUUGGGUCAAACACUGUUUCUGGCAGUAGCAACAUACAAAACAAGAAGCAGAAACUGUAUACCAAAGUUUGUACUUCAGCUUUUUCUGACAAACAUUUUGAACUUCCUGGCCUACGUUACAAUGAUCGUUCUAGCUAUGGUAGACAUCGAGCUGCUAAUGAAGUUCAAAAAAUGGAUUGAAUUCGGAGUAUAUUACGUCACAUAUGUCCGUAUUCUCCUUCCAUUGGCUUUGUCUGUCUAUCAUUUCACAAUUCUUUACUUGCCAUUCGAAUGGAUAGUUGUCAGAAAAUGGUUGGGAGCAGUGUUAUCAAUUUUAUGCUGGGUUCUCCCCUGCACUACAGUUUCUAUUUUUUCUACGCUGUGUGAUUUUGAUGAUUCCAAUUUCAGAUGGAUUCAUGGAAUAGAAUUAGCGACUGACAAAUGCCUGGUGAUUUCCAUCAUAGUGAUCAUUUUUCGCUGUAUUUUGACGUUCGCAUCCUUUGCUUGCGACGUUAUAACUUUCCUUCUCAUAAAGGAUUCACCUACCAUGGGCGAAGUUCGACUCAUACAGGAACGGUUAGUAUCCAUGUUUGGUCUUGUCUUGUUUCUGGAGCUCAUUGCAAAUACCAUCUUCGAAAAUAUCAAUAGAGUUCAUAACUACAAAGUAACACCAGGCAUAACGAUUGGUUCGAUGCUUGUUCUCUAUCUCUAUCCAAUGGUUUUCAUCGUCAAAAACACAAAACAACGUGUAUGGAUGGAGAAAAAAUGGAGAUCAUGGUCAAAGAAACCAAAUAUCAUCAUGGUCACACCAGCAACUUCAACGGAACCGUCUGCAGCAAAAUGA